Messenger RNA from Conger conger (European conger), 2977 nucleotides. Its product is annotated as interferon regulatory factor 2-binding protein 2-B-like. The record is from RefSeq and is a predicted model, not a curated record. Gene Ontology annotation, biological process: regulation of transcription by RNA polymerase II. Bases 931 to 2487 code for a protein of 518 amino acids. Lineage: Eukaryota; Metazoa; Chordata; Actinopteri; Anguilliformes; Congridae. Gene Ontology annotation, cellular component: nucleus. The transcript has 2 exons. Gene Ontology annotation, molecular function: transcription corepressor activity.
AAGUCGUCGGGAACUGGAGAACAUUGGUGACGCCACGCGCAGAGUCUGGUUGCUUAAAGGGCAUUAACGCGUUGUUGACCGGUGGAACGAUUUCAUCGACACGAAGUUUCUGGUUUCUUUUUUUAACCGAUGGAAACAAUUUAUGUUUUACACGGUAAACCCGUCUGGGUUUGAGAAUUAUUAGGCAAUAUCUGUUAUCCAAAAACUGGGAUUCAUAUUAGCUAUGUUGUCUGAAUGAUCGGAUCUAGUUAGCCUACUACCUAUACGCCUUGGGAAAAAUAAAUAUGUGCGGUUGUUUUACACAGUUAAAUAUAACUUGCGUAACAGUUUCCUUAUGUAGUGAAAGCCAAACAGAUUUCUUUUAAAUAAAUAUGCGCACUAAGACAGUAGGCUAUUCUAAUUUGCUAACGACUCCUAAUGUCGAUGCUGUAGAUAUAUAAACACAAUCACACAAAGAAGAAUAAUGGCAUUAUUGCAGCCCUCUUUUUUUGUGCUAUAUUUGCCUUUUCUUCUGCCUCGGUCCGGAGUAAGCAGUUGUAUAUAUUCCUGGCACCCGUUCAAUUGAUUUUUUUGAAAAAGGGGGCAGAUACGGCGAGAGGGCGCAUGCGCAAGAGGGGGGUUGUCGAAGAAUCAAGUAAAUAGAACUGGAGCUGCGAGCACAAGUUUAGUGUCGGCGAUGACGUCACCGCUGCACAUUGAGCUCUCGGCGUAGUAGUGGGAGAUAGAUAGAGGUGCACGGUUGUAAAGUACACACUGCCAUGAACUUCUGUUUGUAACUUAAUUGUUGUUGCUGCCGUCGGGAGGGAAAAUACAGCAAAAAACUUUUUUUUCUGUGCCUGUUUUUUUUUUUUUACUUAAAGAAUACAAUCACAUCGUUGGUGGGCAUUUGGGAGAAGUUCUAUUUUCCAGACUUUUUUUUCGGCGAGAGCGAUGUCGUCCGCGGCGGUUGCUGCUUCGAGAAGGCAGUCAUGUUAUUUAUGUGACUUGCCACGCAUGCCGUGGGCUAUGAUUUGGGAUUUUACCGAGCCCGUCUGUCGAGGAUGUGUCAACUAUGAAGGAGCCGACCGUAUCGAGUUUGUGAUUGAGACUGCCCGGCAAUUAAAACGGGCUCACGGCUUCCAGGAGGGUAGAUCUCCGGGGCCAGGGAAACCGCAGCUCUCGGGUAAAGAGAUUCAGUCGAUGAACCACACGCCUGGGGAUCCUGGUUCUCGGCCACCACAGCCCCUGGAUCGCUAUCCUCUCACCUCCGACAGACCGCCGAGGCUAGGUCCCGAGUAUCAGCCGGGGAGGCAGGCGAACGGCAUUCCUGUUCCGAACGGAUUUCCAAAACCAGACGACCCUCCGGAGCUCAACCGUCAGAGCCCCAAUCCUCGCAGGACGGUUCCCCCAAACUUAGUGCCUUUGGUUAACGGGAGCCUGGCCCCCGUGCACGCACUCAACGGCAGACCCGCACAGAUGGGAAUUCCCGGCGCGUUGACGGCGCAGGGCGCCGGCGAGCUCAGCGGCAAGCGGCCGGAUGAUAUGAAGGACAAGCACGGUUUGUCGGAGCUCAACGACGGCCACAAGCGGGCUGACGAGUGGAUGAACAAGGGGAAAACGGUCAGGGACUUAAUGGCGCUGCACACUUUCGACAGCAGGUACAAGAAAGAGCACACGGCCAUGCAGCAGAGAGUGAUGGGAUACGAGCCCAGCGCCACAAUCUCCAAAUCAGAAAGAGGCAAGCACCCCAGCAGGAGCAUGAAGAGAAAAGCGUCUCCGGAACCCGACAUGGAGGUCGCCCCGGCCAAGAUGAACGGCGAGGGGGGCGGGGGGCUCCAGCCCUGGCUGCCCCCCCCUGCGGAGGUCCUGAAGAUGCCCCAGGGCGGCGGCGGAGGAGGAGGAGGAGGAGGAGGGGGGGGCGUGCCCCCGCCGAACUUCCCCACGCCGCCCUCCACCAUCUCCCCGCACCCGCGCUCGUCCCCGGCGGGCGAGGCGGCGCAGAACGGCCAGUCGCCGAUGGCGGCGCUCAUCAUGGCCGCCGACAACGCCGGGGGCAACAGCUCGCCGAAGGACGCCGUGCAGGUGCACUCCACCACGCGGCGGAACAGCAGCAGCCCGCUGUCGCCCGCCUCGCUGGGCCAGCGCCGGCCGCCGCACCGCGAGGGCGGGCUGGUGGGCGGCCCCCACGUCCCCGGCCUGGACCAGGGGCCCCCGCAGAGCAUGCCGGACUCCUCGGUGCCCGGCAGCGUCCCGCUGUGCUGCACGCUCUGCCACGAGCGGCUGGAGGACACGCACUUCGUCCAGUGCCCCUCCGUGCCCUCGCACAAGUUCUGCUUCCCCUGCUCCCGGGAGAGCAUCAAGCAGCAGGGCGCCACGGGCGAGGUGUACUGCCCCAGCGGGGAGAAGUGCCCCCUGGUGGGGUCCAACGUGCCCUGGGCCUUCAUGCAGGGCGAGAUCGCCACCAUCCUGGCGGGGGACGUGAAAGUAAAAAAGGAGAGAGACCCUUAAUUUUACUUUCUUCCUUUUUAAACAAACAAAAAAAACAAAAACCUAUAUAUACAUAUAAAUUACACGCAUACCAUCCAAAACAAACGAAUAAUAAAAGAACUGAAACGGACUUGUACAUAUUUGGACGGAAGGGAAGUAUACACUUCGUAAAAAAAACAAAACAAAAACAAAACAAAAAAAAAAAACAUGGCUGUAUAAUUUUUGAUUUUUGAAUACAUUGUGUUUCUAUAUUUUUGAAGAUAAAGGUCUGUACUCAUCAUAAUGGACUACUUUUUUUCCUCCUUUUUUUGUUGAUGUUAAAAAAGGCAAAAAUUUAUCAAUGUACUUUUAGGUCUGGUGGCAGUCCCUGUUAUACAUAGAAUGUGACUAAUGCUACUCUACGAGCACUUGGCAAAACUGAAAAAUGCUUCUAGCUGUACUUGUUAUGCACUUGUUUAAAAAAAAAAAAGAAAAAAAUUGCCAAAUACAAUUUCUGACCUUGUAAUAAUAA